Messenger RNA from Haemonchus placei, 648 nucleotides. The record is from the annotation of a GenBank genome assembly. Lineage: Eukaryota; Metazoa; Nematoda; Chromadorea; Rhabditida; Trichostrongylidae.
CUGAAGGUAAUCAAUACUGCUUCUAAGGAAAUGACCAAAGAAAUCUGGCAGACUUUCUCUGUCUUUGGAAACGUGCUCGUGGAUUGGCCGCGUCGUCCUGAUGUUUCAGCUCGUUCCAUGACCGGCUAUGUAUUUCUUGUGUUUGAAGAAGAAAGCUCCGUACAGUACCUUAUUUCAACUUGCAGAUACUACCUUUUCGUUUCGUCACCGACAAUGCGAGAUAAACCUGUGCAAGUCAGACCAUGGAGAUUGGCAGAUAUGGACUUCAUCUCAAACCCACGUACUAUCAUGGACCCUCGCAGAACCGUCUUCAUUGGUGGGGUACCUCGUCCCACUCGAGCCAGUGAGUUGGCUGAAUGUCUGGAGCGUCUCUAUGGUCCAGUGUGUUAUGUUGGAAUCGACAUCGAUCCUGAGCUUAAAUAUCCCAAAGGUGCAGCACGAGUGACGUUUGUUACGACGCAGGCAUUUAUUGCAGCAAUCAACGGACGCUUCGUACACGUACACCACGGUGAUUCACAGAAAAGAGUUGAAAUCAAACCAUAUGUCAUGGAUGAGCAGAUGUGCGACCAUUGCGAAGGCAAGCAGUGCUCAUCACGUUAUGCACCGUAUUUUUGCGGAGAUGUUGACUGUCUGCAGGUGUCUGACUGA